Bombina bombina (fire-bellied toad) is the source of this 4177-nucleotide messenger RNA. It is a transcript of the gene ASB5, whose product is annotated as ankyrin repeat and SOCS box containing 5. Gene Ontology annotation, biological process: intracellular signal transduction; positive regulation of protein catabolic process; protein ubiquitination. NCBI's taxonomy places the organism in Eukaryota, Metazoa, Chordata, Amphibia, Anura, Bombinatoridae. Bases 144 to 1067 code for a protein of 307 amino acids. Gene Ontology annotation, molecular function: protein binding. The record is from RefSeq and is a predicted model, not a curated record. The transcript is spliced from 7 exons.
AUACUAAGUGUUAUUGAAUAGAUUUCACUGUAUUACUGACACUCUACUCAGUAUAAUCAUUCUCUACAUGGAAAGGAAGGGAUAAAAUGCAUGGAGAUUUGCCCUUGUGUAUCGAAUGAAGGGAAAUCUGUAUAAGGAAGAGCAUGUCUGUAAAAUCAGCAGUACAGGAUAGUCGCAAGAAGAAACGAAGCUUAGAGAGUGUAGAAAACUAUCCAGCUAAGCGAAGAGCAAGCUGGGGCAUUCUUACUAACCAAGGGUCUUGGGCAGAUCGAUCACCUUUGCAUGAAGCAGCUAGUCAAGGUCGUCUCCUUGCCCUAAAAACAUUACUUUCACAAGGUUACAAUGUGAAUACUCUUACUAUUGACCACGUUACUCCUCUGCAUGAAGCUUGCCUCGGAGAUCAUGUUGGAUGUGCAAGAACUCUUUUGGAAGCUGGAGCAAAUGUGAAUGCUACAACCAUUGAUGGACUGACUCCUUUAUUUAAUGCCUGCUCAAGAGGCAGCGCUAGCUGUGUGGAACUUCUUUUGGAGUACGGGGCGAAAGCUCAGUGGGAAAUAUGUCUUCCUUCACCAAUUCAUGAAGCAGCAAGCAAAGGUCACAGUGAGUGUCUCGAUGUACUGAUCUCUUGGGGUGUAGAUGUGGACCAAGACAUUCCUCACUUAGGAACUCCUCUGUACGUUGCAUGUAAAGCACAGCAUAUCAGUUGUGUAAGAAAACUCCUUUAUGCAGGUGCUAACUUUCAGCAGGGAAGGUAUUUGGAUACCCCAUUGCAUGCUGCUGCUCAGCAGUCAAGCACUGAUAUUGUCAGCUUACUCCUGGAUUUUGGUGCUGAUGUAAAUGCCAAAAACUCUGAUUUCAAACGUCCUGUUGAUGUGGCAGCUGCAAAGAGCCCAGUGGAAAGACAGUUGCUUUUGUAUGAAGCUACUCCAUGUUCACUCUGCCAGUUAUGUAGAUUGUGUAUUCGAAACUACAUAGGAAGAUCCAGAAUGCAUCUUGUUCCCCAGCUCCAGCUACCAACAAUACUAAAAGAUUUCUUGCAGUAUCGAGAAAGCAUAAGACAUUUUUAAUGGAUUGUUUGCUUUAUGUAAAUUAUGUUAAAAAUAUUAUAUAAAUAAGAUGAAUUUUAACCAGAUAUAUAAUAGUUUUAAAGAUUAUGAUGAUUGUAAUAUCAAAGGACAUAAUAAUAUUAAAAGCCUAAAUAUAUGAAGUAUGGUUUGCUUUAACUAAAUGUUUCAUUAGACACUUUAAUAUUUGUACCUUAUCUAUAUGUGUGUAUAAAUAGCUGAUGAUAUCUUCUACUACAGCAUUAAAGUUAAAAAAGAUAAACAAAAAAUCAUGGUCUCUAUUCCACUUGGCGACAGUUACUAUAAAAGUGGUUUAUAGUAUGUUCACACACAAAAGCCAUGCUUAAAUUGUAUAUCAUUAUUUUCUGAUGACCAAUAUUUGAUGCCAAUAUCAUUUUUUUAAUCACAGUGGCUGAUGCCAAGCUCUGAUAAUUUGCAAUAUAAAAUGCCUCUCCUUUGUGCUGAAGUUUAUAUGAGUGUGUUCUACUUUAAGGGACAACUCUAAAGAAAAAAAUGACAUGGUCAAAUUCAUUAGAGUGUGUUUAUUGCAAUACUUACCUUAGAUUAAAGGGAUACUAAACCCAAUUUUUUUAUUUCAUGAUUCAGACAGAGCAUGCAAUUUUAAAGGGACAUGAAACCUAAUUUUUUUCUUUUAUGAUUUAGAAAGAACAUGCAAUUUUAAACAACUUUUUAAUUUAGUUCUAUUAUCUAAUUUGCUUCAUUCUCUUGAUAUUCUUUGCUAAAAAGCAUAUCUAGAUAGGCUAAGUAGAUGCUGAUUGGUGGCUGUACAUAGAUGCCUUGUGUGAUUGGCUCACUCAUGUGUAUUGUUUCUUCAACAAAGGAUAUAAAAAAUAAGCAAAUUAGAUAAUAGAAGUAAAUUGAAAUGAUGUUUAAAAUUGUAUUCUCUACCUGAAUCAUGAAAUAAAAUGUUUGGGUUUAGUGCCCCUUUAAGCAACUUUCUAAUUUACUCCUAUUAUCAUUUUUUCUUCGUUCUCUUGCUAUCUUUAUUUGAAAAGCAGGAAUCUAAGCUUAGAAGUGGGCCCAUUUUUGCUUCAGCUCCUAAGUAUCGCUUGUUGAUUGGUGGAUAAAUGUAGCCACCAAUCAGCAAGCGCUAUCCAAGGUUCUGAAACGAAAAUGUGCCAGCUACUAAGCUUACAUUUCUGCUUUUUAAAAUUAAAGAUAGCAAGAGAUGAAUAAAAAUUGAUAAUAGGAGUAAAUUAGAAAGUUCCUUAAAAUUGCAUCCUCUAUCUGAAUCAUAAAAGAAAACAAAUUGGCUUUAUUAUCUCUUUAAGCGAAGCUAGGGCAAGUCUUGCUUGGAAGCAAGAAGCAUUGCAAGUCCUACCAGUGAUUAUCAGCUUUGUACAACUGCUGCUUUUGAUUGGCUCACAAACUGUGGUCACGAUCACAAUCUAUUGGUUGCACAGUAAGUCUAAUCACAAUCAUGACACUGUGUUAUAAAGUGCUGGUGCCUAAAUGAUUGAACUUAUAAACUGGAACAUGCAUUUGUGACCAUGGGGGAUAUCUAUCAAGCCGUCAACUUUGUUAAAUUUGACGGCCCCAAUACGCUUGCCUAACAUUAUGAUCUCCAUAUUUAUAAAAAAAGCUGGCAAAAAGACGCACACCAAGUACGGGGCGAUGCGCAUCAGACUGUUGUUAAUUAGCAGUCAUCGAUCGAGCGUCUAUUCGGCUUUUCACCAACUUUAUUUAUACCCUGUCACUAAACGUCGCCACUAUACUAAAAUGUUUAACCCCUAUCCCGCCGCUCCCGGACCCCGUCGCCACCUAAAUAAACUUAUUAACCCCUAUCCAGCUGCUUCCAGAUCCCGCCACCACCUAAAUAAAGUUAUUAACCCCUAUCCCGCUGCUCCCUGACCCAGCCGCUACCUAAAUAAAUGUAUUAACCCCUAUCCUGCCACUCCCGGACCCCCCACCACUAAAUAAACGUAUUAACCCCUAAACCUCUGGCCUCCCACAUCACUACCACUAACUAAACCUAUUAACCCCUAAACCGCCAGCCCCCCACAUCGCCAUAAACUAAAUUAAGCUAUUAACCCCUAAACCUAACAACCCGCUAUCUUUAAAUUAAAAUUACAACUUUCCUAUCUUAUAAUAAAACUUACCUGUAGAAUUAAAAAAACAUUUUUUUUUAAACUAUUAAUUAUCCUACCCUAACUAUUAUACUACACUUAAAUUAAACUAGCAAUUAAAUUAACUAAAUUACAUAUUAAAAAACCCUAACCCUUCAAGGUUUAAUUUUACCCCUCUACGUCAGUCUCCUCCCUCCUGCCACACCUCCUUUUUUUUUCUCUCUUCUCUUCUGAUCUCUCUUCCUCUCCUUUUCUUCUCACUACACCGGUACGUCUCCUAUAGCCAUCAUAUCUCGUACACCCAUAAGUUCUUUGAUUUCAUAUCCUAAUCCGCGUAUGCACGCUUAGCGUAGUUAUACCCUAAUAUGUUACACACAUUGCGUUCAUCAUUAUUCCACGAACACAUUGUAAUACCUUGCACCAAUUAGCAAAUAGUGGCUUAGUACACUUAUUGUUUAGUCAUGAUAUAUGCCUCUAGAGGAAGGCUAUAUAUAGUGCCUUUGAAGCAAGCCUUAAUUUGCAGUACAAUAUUGAUAUAUGUGAACAUUUCCUUGUUGUGCAUUGCUCCCUGUUUACCCCCUUUUCUGUUAUUGUUCAGCUUUAAGGUAAUUAUUAAAACUUUGAGGUCUAAUGGUAAAAUAAUCCAUAAUCGAGUGGAAAUGAUUAUGGUUAUGUACAAUGGCACUAUGUUUGACAUCUUGUUUUUUUUCUUUCCUUUAUUCUAUUUUGUCUUUGAUUUUUGUGCUGUAACUUGCCUUUUGUAAUUCAAGAUUUACCUCAAUAAAAAUAAAUGUAAGAAAAAAAAAGAGUAGAGGUUUGUCUAAAACAGUGCUAAGUUCCUUUAACACCCUUGGGUGUAUUCCAUCUGGGCCUGGAGUUUUAUUUACCUUAAUAUUAUCCAGUCUUUCCUGAUAUCCUCUAAACAUAACCCAGUUAAUGGUAUGGACUGGCAUGUUCUAUUUUGUUCCAAAGUAUCAUCCAAUGGUUCCUCUCUUGUGUAUACUGAAUAAAAAAACUGGUUUAGUA